AUGGUUCACCUAGCCCAAGUGACGAGUGAUCCUAAUAAAGGCCACCGUAGUGAAUUCGGACCUCCCAAACGUCGGGCUUCGGUGGUUCCUGGCCUCGAGCACAUCUCUCUCGAACCUCCCGGGGAAGAUGAGUUCUCCACUUCUGUUUACGGUUCCCGCUUUGCUGCGGAGGAUCUCCCCUCCCACGAGAUCCCUGAGAAGGAGAUGCCAAAAGAGAUCGCAUAUCGUAUGAUCAAAGACGAGCUUAGUCUUGACGGCAACCCUAUGUUGAACUUGGCCAGCUUUGUCACCACUUUCAUGGAAGAUGAAGCCGAGAAGCUCAUGACCGAUGCGUUUUCCAAAAAUUUCAUUGACUACGAGGAAUACCCCCAGUCGGCCGAGAUUCAGAACCGGUGCGUCAACAUGAUUGCACGUCUCUUCAACGCCCCGGAGACUGAAGGCGGGAAAAACGCAAUGGGAACCUCCACAAUCGGGUCAAGCGAGGCCAUUAUGCUGGCUGUCCUUGCCAUGAAGAAGAGGUGGGCAAACAAGCGUAAAGCCGAAGGGAAGGAUUUCUCAAGACCCAACCUGGUCAUGAACAGCGCUGUCCAGGUGUGCUGGGAAAAGGCGGCUCGGUACUUUGAUGUUGAGGAGAAAUAUGUGUACUGUACCGAGGACCGCUAUGUCAUUGACCCAGAGGAGGCUGUCAACCUGAUCGAUGAGAAUACGAUCGGCAUUUGUACGAUUCUCGGGUUGACCUAUACUGGCGAGUACGAGGAUACCCAGAUGAUCAACGACCUGCUCGUGGAGAGAGACAUUGACUGCCCGAUUCACGUGGAUGCAGCAUCCGGCGGCUUUGUCGCUCCAUUCGUCAAUCCCAACCUGGUCUGGGACUUCCGCCUGGAGAAAGUUGUCAGCAUCAAUGUCUCCGGUCACAAAUAUGGUUUGGUCUACCCUGGUGUCGGCUGGGUUGUCUGGAGAUCACCCGAGUACUUGCCCAAAGAACUCGUCUUCAACAUCAACUAUCUCGGCGCCGACCAGGCCUCUUUUACCUUGAACUUCAGCAAAGGAGCUAGCCACGUCAUUGGCCAGUACUAUCAAAUGAUCCGACUUGGCAAGAGAGGUUAUCGUAGUAUCAUGCUCAAUCUCACACGCACGUCGGACUAUUUGGCUGCUCAGCUCAGAGCCCUAGGGUUCAUCAUCAUGUCGCCCGGUGGCGGCCGAUCUCUUCCUGUGGUUGCAUUCCGUCUCGACCCGGACAACGAGCAGAUGUUUGACGAAUUUGCCAUUGCCCACCAGCUUCGAGAACGUGGAUGGAUCAUCCCUGCCUACACAAUGGCCCCUCACAGCGAGACCCUCAAAUUGAUGCGUGUUGUGGUCCGCGAAGACUUCAGCAAGCAGCGCUGCGAUGCCCUGGUCAGCGAUAUCAAGAUGGCACUGCAAGUGCUUGGAGAGAUGGACAAGAAGACCAUGGAGCGUUAUCAAGAACACGUGAAGAAGCAUCACACCAAGACUGGAAGAAACGGUCGUAACGUCGCGGCAUACAAAGACGAGAAGCAUUCUCUGCAGGGCAAGCAUGGGAAGACGCAUGCUAUCUGCUAG
Molecule: messenger RNA, 1581 nt
Organism: Fonsecaea nubica
Lineage: Eukaryota; Fungi; Ascomycota; Eurotiomycetes; Chaetothyriales; Herpotrichiellaceae
Product: glutamate decarboxylase
Exons: 4
Coding region: 1-1581 (526 amino acids)
Biological process (GO): L-glutamate catabolic process
Cellular component (GO): cytosol
Molecular function (GO): pyridoxal phosphate binding; glutamate decarboxylase activity
Source: RefSeq, a predicted model, not a curated record